AUGGUUGGUAAGGUCGACGAGGGUGGUAGCACGGUCAUAAUGUUUAGAACGGAUUAUGACGAAGAGUUAGGAAGAAUGUUAGAGUAUGAUAGCAUUUAUAGAGUGAUAGAUAAAGAUCCAACUAAUAGAUUUGAAAAUAAGAUUAAUAGUUUGAUCAAGAACUUCCAGAGUAAUGGAUGGCUGGAUGAACAUCAAGGUAAAAUUUUGAAAACGUUCAACUCGGUGGCGCCAAGGAUUUACGGUCUUCGGAAAGUACAUAAAGAGGGUCUAAAACUUCGUCCGGUGGUCAGCUGCAUAAAAGCUCCAGGCUACAAGAUUGGAGUAUAUUUACAUAGACUCCUAGCACCACUGAUGGACACGUUUGAGUUUAAUGUUAAAAAUUCCAUGGAGUUCGUGGAAUUUGCAAACGGUGUUCAAUUACCAGCUGGUUUUGUGCUCAUUUCCUUGGACGUGGUGUCACUUUUCACUAAUAUUCAACAAAACCUGGUCAUUGAAUUGGUAGAAGAGAACUGGACUGAGAUUUCUGGUGUUUUAAAGUGUGAGAAGAGGUUCUUAUUGGAUUUGAUUGAAUGCAGUUUUGACACGAGUUUUUUUGUCUUUAAGAAAAAAGUCUAUUUGCAAGUGGAUGGUACGAGUAUGGGAUGUCCAUCUAGCUCAGCAUUAGCCAACUUAGUAAUGUCUUACAUCUUGAAACGGAUUUUGAAUAAAUUACCGUUCCCGGUUCCUUUUUUAAAACUGUACGUGGAUGAUACUUUAUUGGCGGUACCGGAAACAGAAGUAGACAGAGUGUUAAGUUUUUUCAAUAAAGAACAACAUAAGAUACAGUUCACAAUGGAGCGUGAGGUGGAAGGGAAGAUAGCGUUCUUGGACGUGUUGGUAUUGAGGUCUGAUGAUGGUUUUUUGAGGACGAGUUGGUUCUCAAAGACUACUAAUUCUGGAAGAUUAUUAAAUUUUCUGUCAAAUCAUCAUACGUUGCAGAAAAUCUCAGUGGCAAUGGGUCUAAUAAAUAGGGCGGUUAAUCUAAGUCAUCCAGAAUUUCGACAAAUCAACGUCAAAAAGGCUAAGAAUAUCUUAAAUAACAACAACUAUCCACCAUCAUUCGUGAAGGUCUGUCUGGAAAGAUUAAACAGAAGACAGAGAAGCAACAUUGGACAUGCAAGAAAGGAUUCAUCAAGAAGGUUCUAUUACUUCCGCUUUCCAUUCAUCAGAGGUCUGUCUAUUAAUAUUAGCAGGUGUUUCUAUGGAACUGAGUGGCCUGCGUAUUGUAACCUCAGAGUUAUUGGUUCUCUGUAUACAAAAUUAAAAGAUCGAGUGGAUGUAUUGCAACGCUCAGAAUUGGUUUACAGGGUUCCAUGUUGUUGCCAAAAAACUUACGUUGGGCAGACAAAACAAUGGCUAGGGAAAAGACUAAAACAACAUGAAUAUGACUGCAGAGCAGUGAACAUCUUGAAGAUUAAUAAAAUAGCUCUGGCUCAGCAUCAUUUCGACACAGGUCACAUUUUUGAUUUUGGGAAGGUCAAGAUCUUGGAUAUGGAGUGUUGUGGUAAAAAAACGGAACUUGAGUGA
This is a messenger RNA of Cotesia glomerata, 1566 nucleotides long. RefSeq lists its product as uncharacterized. Bases 1 to 1566 code for a protein of 521 amino acids. The record is from RefSeq and is a predicted model, not a curated record. The transcript has a single exon. NCBI's taxonomy places the organism in Eukaryota, Metazoa, Arthropoda, Insecta, Hymenoptera, Braconidae.